GGCCGAGGGGCCGGGCCGCCUCCCGGGGCCGCCCGACGGAGCCGCGCCCCGCAGAGCGGCCUGGGCCAAGUGCCUGGCGCGGAGACUGCGAGGUCUGUGGGGGACAAGACUCAUGGAAGAGAGCAACACCAGCAGAGAGCAAUAUUUGAAAAGUAUAUUACGGGAACUGAUCACGUACAUGGUUUUCCUCGUGGUCCUGUGUGUCUUGACCUAUGGGACGGUGAGUUCCAGUAUGUACUAUUAUACAAGGGUUAUGUCACAGCUCUUCCUGGAAACACCCGUGUCAAAAACGGAGAAAACUGAUUUCAAAACUUUGUCCACAAUGGAUGACUUCUGGAAGUUCACAGAAGGCCCUUUGCUGGAUGGUCUUUACUGGGAGAUGUGGUACAACAACAAAACCAUGGCAGAAAACAAAAGCUUCAUUUAUUACGAGAACCUGCUCCUAGGAGUGCCCCGCAUUCGGCAGCUGAAAGUCAGAAAUGGUUCCUGCUCCAUACCUGAAGAUUUAAAGGAGGAAAUCAAAGACUGCUACGAUGUCUAUUCUGUAGCUAAUGAAGAUACUGCUCCUUUUGGACUCCGGAAUGGAACUGCCUGGACAUACACCAAUGAGAAGGAUUUGAAUGGCAGCAGCCACUGGGGCUUGAUUGCCACAUACAGUGGGGCUGGUUAUUACCAAGACCUCUCGAGGACCAGAGAAGUGACUGCUCUGCAGAUUGCAAGCCUGAAGAAGAACCUGUGGCUGGACAGAGGGACCAGAGCAGCCUUCAUUGAUUUCUCUGUGUACAAUGCAAACAUCAACCUGUUCUGCGUGAUCAGGUUGCUAGUAGAGUUUCCAGCUACUGGAGGCCUGGUUACAUCUUGGCACUUUCAGCCUGUGAGGCUGAUUCAUUACAUCUCCACUUUUGAUUUUUUCCUGGCAGCCUGUGAAAUGUCCUUCUGUCUUUUUAUUCUGUAUUAUAUGGUGGAAGAGGUCUUAGAAAUUCGCAUACAUAGACUGCGCUACUUCAGAAGUGUUUGGAAUUGCCUUGAUAUCCUUAUCAUUGUGCUAUCUGUGGUAGCUAUAGGAAUUAGCAUCUAUAGGACAUCAACUGUCGAUAUGCUCCUGAAGAAGCUGCUGGAAGAUCAAAACUCAUUCCCCAAUUUCGAACCCUUAGCAUAUUGGCAAAUGCAGUUUAACAACAUUGCUGCAGUCACUGUGUUUUUUGUCUGGAUUAAGCUUUUCAAAUUUGUUAACUUCAACAGAACGAUGAGUCAGUUAUCCACCACGAUGUCUCGCUGUGUCAAGGAUGUCAUUGGCUUUGCCAUUAUGUUUUUUAUUAUUUUCUUGGCAUAUGCUCAGUUGGCCUAUCUUGUCUUCGGCACUCAAAGUGAUGACUUCAGCACUUUCCAGGAUUGCAUAUUUACUCAGUUCCGCAUCAUUUUGGGAGACUUCAACUUCGCAGAGGUUGAAGAAGCUAAUCGAAUUUUGGGACCUGUUUAUUUCACUACAUUUGUGUUCUUUAUGUUCUUCAUUCUUUUGAACAUGUUUUUGGCCAUUAUCAAUGAUACCUACUCUGAAGUCAAAUCAGAUAUGGCACAACAGAAGGCAGAAAUGGAAUUGUCUGACCUUAUCAGGAAGGGCUACAACAAAGCCAUGAUCAAACUUAAGUUGAAGAAAACUACUGUUGAUGACAUUUCAGAAAGCCUGAGACAAGGUGGAGGAAAACUCAAUUUUGAUGAACUCCGGCAGGAUCUCAAAGGGAAGGGGCACACAGAUGCGGAGAUUGAAGCAAUAUUUACCAAAUAUGAUCAGGAUGGGGACCAGGAAUUGACAGAGCAUGAACAUCAGCAGAUGAGAGAUGACCUGGAGAAAGAGAGGGAGGAUCUGGACCUGGAUAGGAGCUCUCUACCACGUCCCCUGAGCAGCCGCAGCUUCCCCCGGAGCUUGGACGACUCUGAGGAGGAUGAGGAUGAAGACAGCGGGCACAGCUCCAGGAGGAGGGGCAGCAGCUCUAGUGGGGUUUCCUAUGAAGAGUUCCAAGUACUCAUGAGGCGGGUGGAUCGCAUGGAGCAUUCCAUUGGCAGUAUCGUCUCCAAGAUCGAUGCCGUUAUCGUGAAGCUGGAAGCCAUGGAGAGGGCCAAGCUAAAAAGGAGAGAUGUGUUGGGAAGGCUGUUAGAUGGAGUGACAGAGGAUGAAAGACUGGGCCGGACCAGUGAAAUCCACAGGGAGCAGAUGGAGCGGCUGGUGCGAGAGGAGCUGGAGCGCUGGGAGUCAGACGACACGGCCUCCCAAAUGAGCCAUCGGCUGGGAACGCCCCUGGGACUGAGCGGCCAACCACGCUCCAGGAGCUCCCGGCCAUCCUCUUCCCAGUCAGAUGGUGUUGAUGCAGGAGCAGGAAAUGGGGGGAACAACAUCCAUGUGUAGCUUGGGCUUUGUAGGUGAUUCCACGUUUCAGUAUUCAGCCAGCAAAUUUCCCAGCGUGAGGGGAUUGUUCUGAUCAGACUCCUGAGGACAUCUUUCACUGGUUUCAUCUUUCAUCUUUCACUCCAUAAAUCAUUUUCAGGCCUGUGUAAGCCACGUGUAAUGCCAGCAGUGAGAGUGUCACCCUUGGAAACAAAAAUGUUGGAAACUGAAUGGAUAGCAAGUGAGACAAAAUCUACCAGGACAGAAAUCUGAUUCCAUAAAAUAUUAUUGGGAACACUUGCACAAGGGCAGCAAGCUUCAGACAAAAUAAUGUGCAGUGGCUGGCAUACUAAGAGGCUAUUAAUUUUCUGCUUCCUCUUGGAAAGUACAAUUUUUAAAGGCUUUUAAAAGCAAAUUUUAAAAUAAUAUGGCAUCAGUUUGUCUUAUUCGUUAUAACAGCUGACAGGUAAAACAGACUUUUUUUAAAAUAUGAGUUUCUACUUGUCUUUCUGAGUUAUUCUUGGUAUAUUAGUAUUUUACUUAAUUUAAAAAAAAUUUUUUCCUGUUUUGAGAGGUCCAUUUCUUUAAGCAGAAGAAAGUGCAAUUAGUCUGUACAACUGUAAAUUGCAUCAUUCUGUGGUAGAAACUGAAUGCAUUAUAAGUAGCAUUUAGCAAGAAAUAUUUGAUAACUGCCUCCUCACACCCAACUAACAUAAUAAUUUUAAGCUAAGUUGCAAAGUACCCAUUCUUUAGUGCUGUCUUUUAAUGAUUUAAGUGUUUCUAGGAUAAACAUUCCAGAGGUUCUUAGAUAAGUACAGCUACUUUGCAGAAAAUACAUUAUUUAAAAGCACACAAAAUUGAAAACCACUGAGUUUUCCUUGGGUGUGACAGGGAAAGCGGCAGAGAAGUUUCUGACAGUUGGGAAAAUCUGAUCUUCUGCUGUGUGAAGUUCUAAUCACAUCUCAACAAUGUGGUCUGUAUUUACAUUUAACUAAACUGCUUGUGAAAUUAUUAGCUACAUUGUGAAAUGAUUUCUACACAGACUUCUGCUACACAGGAGGUACAACACAGGAUUCCUUUGAGAAGAUGUUUGUAUUAUAAUCACUGAUUUUUAGUAUUUAAUUCCCUCUGCUUUAUGUCAUAGAAGCUUUAUUUUUGAAAGGACAUGCAACGUUGAAAUUCUGUUGGUUUCCUAUAGAGAGCACCGAGGCAGUGUUUGCAUUUUGCCUAGGAAUAUGUCUCCAUAUGUGGAAUGCUGGCUUAGGUGGGAGGCCGUCAGUUGUGCUUUUUUCCUGAAGAUGGCAGUGUUCUGGUGUUUAAAGACUGAGAGCUGGUGAAAAAGAUAAUGGAAAGCUACAUAAUCAACCACAUCUCAGCUAUCAGUAGCUUAUGUAGAGGAAAAAAGGCCAGUUUAACAAAGUAUAAGUGGCAUGUGUUAUGUUGGUGCCUUCUGUUUCAACAAGCAGUUGGUAUCUCUCCAUUCUUGUGGUAGUGCUGCUUAGGCAAAGCUUCCAUGUUCCAUAUAUCCUUGCAAUGGCAUUGCCUGGAUGUGCAGUGUCUCAGAAUGCCUUUUCUCUAACCAGGGAACUUGCUAAAACUAAAUAGAAUUCACGCCUUUCCAUUUUUAAUUUUAUGAGAAACCAUACGCACAGAAACCUAAUUAAUGUAAGCUGGAAGAGGAGGAAAUUCAGUCGUGGAAUUUCAUAGUAGCUGUGUCUCGGGAACAGAAUUAUGUAGGAGCACAAGUUGUAGUUCUUGUGUGGGUUAUUUGGUCCUGUAUUGGGAAGAAACUCAUACCCUUUCACGAGAGUCCUCAUGAACUUGUGAAAACAGUGCACAGCACAGUGGGUAGGGCAUUUGUGUGGGAAGAGAGCAUCCAGAUUAAGCUCUCACUUGCCUUGAAUGAAGGGUUUUACACCCCAGAAACCUUUCUGAGGAAAGCUUUUCAGUGUUGAACUGCAUUUCUGACUGUAAACAAACAAACCAAAGAGAAACACCAGCUGUACACUUGGCCAUCUGGUGUGCAAGGAAAACAGAAAAUACUAUACCAAAGCAGUUUAAAUAUACAGAGCCUUGUCUUUAUAUUCAUAUCCAAAAUGUGUCUUUCAAAAUGUAAAUUCAGUCACUCAAUUCACCUUUCAUUUGUAGUAUAUGUUUAUUAUGAAAAUGUUUGCAUUAAUAGCUGUAUUUUUUGGGGUGUGUUUCUGUAACAUGUCGUUACUUGAUAACAAACUUCAUCUUGAAGUGCAGUAAGUUUCCAUGGGGUACCCAUGUGCUUUGGCAGUGGGCCUUGCAGUAAGUGCAGUGCCACUUCAUAAACGUUACAAACAUUUUAUUGAUGCAUUUUUCAGUUUAGAUUAUAAUAUCAUUUGUCACUUUUUACAAAGGUACAGUUUUUUGCAUAGUAAUGUACAAUGUUUGGUCUCAUUAGGAAGCUCUUAAUUAUGGAAGUCUUCUAGAAUGAUCAAGAAUGAGCACUUUACUUCCUAAUAAACAUUUUAUAUAAUCUA
This is a messenger RNA of Onychostruthus taczanowskii (white-rumped snowfinch), 4893 nucleotides long. It is a transcript of the gene PKD2, whose product is annotated as polycystin 2, transient receptor potential cation channel. The transcript has 15 exons. Gene Ontology annotation, cellular component: membrane. NCBI's taxonomy places the organism in Eukaryota, Metazoa, Chordata, Aves, Passeriformes, Passeridae. Gene Ontology annotation, molecular function: signaling receptor binding; calcium ion binding; voltage-gated calcium channel activity. Bases 113 to 2404 code for a protein of 763 amino acids. The record is from RefSeq and is a predicted model, not a curated record. Gene Ontology annotation, biological process: detection of mechanical stimulus; release of sequestered calcium ion into cytosol; potassium ion transmembrane transport.